Messenger RNA from Anoplophora glabripennis (Asian longhorned beetle), 1776 nucleotides. Its product is annotated as myb-like protein X. Bases 194 to 1573 code for a protein of 459 amino acids. The transcript is spliced from 3 exons. NCBI's taxonomy places the organism in Eukaryota, Metazoa, Arthropoda, Insecta, Coleoptera, Cerambycidae. The record is from RefSeq and is a predicted model, not a curated record. Gene Ontology annotation, biological process: regulation of apoptotic process.
CCUAACUAUAAUUUGUUUAGUGUUUUAAAAAAUAAAUAAAGCAUAUUUUCUGUAUUGAUAUGAAUCUACAGUUCAUAACGGUCCUGUACAGAAAAUAAAUCCGAUGAUAUACUCAAUAGUCACCUAUAAAGUAGGAAGAACAUUCCUCCUAAUAUACAUUUGCGUGUGAUAAAUUCCAGAUAAAAUCUCAACAAUGGAUCUAAGGAGAAAGAAAAAAGACACUAAGGUCCACUCAAAGAAAGACAAGAAACUAAAGAAACUCAUCAGCAAAUCCGAGUCGGAUUCGGAUGAAAGCGAACACGAACUUUCCUACUACCUCAACGACAGAGUUAAACUCAUGAAAGAGGUUCUGAAGAUAAUUAAACCUAAAAAAAUUAAAAGCAUGGCUCCCGAAUGCAUAAAAAACCUUGACAAUGAAGAAGUUAAUUCGAUGCUCUUAGAAGAACUGCUGGGUAUAUCUAAUAAGAGACUGAAAUAUAUUUUCAAUGGACAAAAUCUGGAAGAAGACAGCAGCUCUACGGAUCCCGAAGCAGAACAACAACCAAUUGACGUCAUAUCAUUAGAUGAUAUCACCGAUGACGACUUUGUCAUUGAUCUUGACUCGGAAAACGAAAAUAACAAGAAACGGCAUAAGAAACACGGUAAAAUUAAAAUCAAAGAGGAAUGCAAAAGGAAAAAAGUAAAGAAAGAAAAGCAAGAUAAAACCGAUCACAGUAAGUCUUCUAAGAAAUCCAAAGACCCUGACAAAGACAAAAUGGACGAACAGAAUUUAAUGAGCGUUCUAGAACUGUUGGAACUGCAAGCGAGAGCUAGAGCCAUUAGAUCCCAGUUGGCUUUGGAGAGCAGCAAAAAGGCGCAAGAGCAAGGAAAAAGUGAGGCAAAAGAAGCGAGAACCGAAGGAUCUGAUAAUGACGAUGCUAUUAUAAUUGAGAGCCCUAAAAAUAUCGAGAUUGUCAUAACUUCCAGCGAUUCUGAAACCGAGGAUAAAGAAAGAAAUAGUUCUGAGAAACGGAAGAAUACCUCAGAACGUGAAAAUAACUGCGGUGAAAUUGGGAGUGAUAAAACUAGUCAGAAAGGUAUUGAUUUGAAAGAAGAUAGUGUUAAAGAAAGUGAGAAUGCUGCGAAAAAGAAGUUUAAUUCAACGAAUGAAAGUAGUAAACCAGUUAAGAGCAGCAGUGAAAGCGGCCAGAAGUUAGAAAGUGAUGAUCAUGAUGAAAAAGAUGUACUUGAAGAAACAAGUGAAAGUAGAGAAAAAGAAUUUGGGAAAUCUGAAAAUAAGAAUACAGAAGUACGAAAUAAAAUAAUUAAUGUGGAAACGGUGAUUAUAACACCUGCUAAAAAUGCUAUAGUAUCCAGUAACGUUGAAAGAAACAAAGAGAAAGAAAAUGAAAAAUCAAGUGGAAAUUCGGAAGAUUCAGAAAAGACAAAGUCAAAAUAUAAGGAAUUGGAAAAUGAGAAAGAUAAUUCAAGUCAUUCCAAAAUCUACAAAAGUGAAACUAAUGUAGCUGACGAAAGUGACGGUAUCAUCCUCAAUAUGGAGCAGUCUGAAAUUGAUUGCAUUAUUUCUGAUUGAUAUGGGACUGCAAAAAACUUGUUUCAAUUGAAUAUUGUUAUAAUUUCCUUUUUAUCAUACAUAACCUGCCAAAAAAUUAACUUCGAGGUUGCUUUCUGACUUGAAUAUUUAUAUUAGUCCGUUUAUUGUUUCACCAGAUUAUUUUGCAAUGUCCUUUAUAUUGAAAUAGGUAGGCAAACAGUAAUACAAGAAUCUGUAUAGUG